This is a messenger RNA of Paramecium pentaurelia, 792 nucleotides long. NCBI's taxonomy places the organism in Eukaryota, Ciliophora, Oligohymenophorea, Peniculida, Parameciidae. The record is from the annotation of a GenBank genome assembly.
AUGAAUAUCAAUCACCAAAUCAAUUUUUACUUUGCCAAUCGUCAAUAUACAUUAGUUUGGUAAGAUCUCGAUCAAAAUAUCAUAAAUGAAGUUAUCUUCUUUGUUUUAAAUGACAUUUCCUCAAAAAAUAAAUUGAAUCACUUAACAUUCACUGAUACCAAUUCUACACCAAUUCAAUAAUCACUUACACUCUUUAUUUAAUUACAACAUAUCUUCAUCAAUAUAUCUAACACUAAUAAUAUACCUCCCAUUAAUGAAAUAUAAGAAUGGGAAUUUUAGAACCUCUAUUAGAUAAAUCCAAAUCAACUUAUAAUCUAAAAAUUUAAGAAUAAGCGUAAAUUAGAAAGUGUAAACUAUCAGAUGUAAACAAUAAUUAAUCUAAAUCAACAAUUCCGAGAGACUAGCUAAAACAUUAAAGAUAAUAACAACAUGAUCAAUCAAAAAUAAAGUAUAGAAAGAAGUGCCAAUUCUUAUCCAAUCACCAAAAUAUAAUCUACAAACAUCUAGUAAUUAAAUAAACUUCAAACUCAAUUAAAAUCUUACACCAUAGAAGAAGUAUAAUUCUCAAUUAUUUUUAAGGUUUAAUAACACAAUACAUAGAAAGAUGCUUGGAUUGUUUUAUAGGAUAAUAUCUAUGAUGUGUCGUAUUAUAUUGAAAAACAUCCUGGUGGUAGAGAAUAGAUUCUAAGAGGAGUUGGAAAGGAUGCUACUUUUCUGUUUCUUUAACAUCAUCCUUGGAUUAACUUUCAUUAUAUUCUUGAAAAAUUUUAAGUUGGUUAUUUAGUAAAAUGA